Messenger RNA from Rhopalosiphum maidis (corn leaf aphid), 1774 nucleotides. RefSeq names its product hydroxymethylglutaryl-CoA synthase 1-like. Gene Ontology annotation, biological process: acetyl-CoA metabolic process. Gene Ontology annotation, molecular function: hydroxymethylglutaryl-CoA synthase activity. Bases 139 to 1506 code for a protein of 455 amino acids. The record is from RefSeq and is a predicted model, not a curated record. NCBI's taxonomy places the organism in Eukaryota, Metazoa, Arthropoda, Insecta, Hemiptera, Aphididae. The transcript is spliced from 2 exons.
UGAAGUUCAAACUGUGAACAUAUCUGAUUUUUUUUUAGUGAGUUUUCAAUUCUUUUACAAUUUACUUAGUGAAUAAAGAGCUAAAUAACCAAUCGGCAGGUAAAUCGAUAUUCUAAGCGAUUUUAUAUUUUCAUCGCGAUGGACCAUUGGCCAAAAGAUGUCGGGAUACGCGCUAUCCACGUCGUCAUACCGUCGUUGUACGUCGAUCAAACCGAUUUGGAACGAUACGACCGAGUGUCCGAAGGAAAAUACACCGUCGGUCUGGGCCAAAAGCAAAUGGGAUUCUGCACGGACCUCGAAGACGUGAACUCGCUGUGCCUGACGGCGGUCAGCCAGCUGAUGGAGAACAACGGGCUCAGCUAUUCGGACAUAGGUCGGCUGGAGGUGGGCACCGAGACCAUAGUGGACAAGUCGAAAAGCGCGAAAACCGUUUUGAUGAAGCUGUUCGAGGACACCGGCAAUUUCCAGGUGGAGGGUAUCGACACGACCAACGCCUGUUACGGCGGCACGGCGGCCCUGUUCAACGCCCUGUCGUGGACGGAGUCGAGCGCGUGGGACGGCAGGCUGGCCUUGGUGGUGGCCGCCGACAUCGCGGUGUACGCGGAGGGCGGCGCACGUCCGACGGGCGGCGCCGGCGCCGUGGCCAUGUUGAUCGGCCCGGACGCCGCGCUGGUGGUCGACCGGGGCCUGCGGGGCACGUACAUGAACCACACGUACGAUUUCUACAAGCCCGACCUGUGGUCCGAGUACCCGGUGGUGGACGGCAAGCUGUCCGUCGAGUGUUACCUGAACGCCCUGGACCGGUGCUACGAGUCGUACCUGAGCAAGUGCCGCGACGGCGAUGACGACGCCGUCGUCCGCGGCCUCGGCCGGUUCGACUCGUUCGUGUUCCACGCGCCGUACUGCAAACUGGUGCGGAAAUCACUGGCCCGGUUGUACGCCAACGAUUUCGUCAACCGCCGCGGCGGCGCGGAGUACGAGAGCGGCUGGCCGGGGCCGGAACUGCGGGAGCGCCUGCGGCUGCGGCCGGCCGCGCUUUUCGACCGGGACGUCGAGAAGACGUUCGCGGAGCGCAGCGGCGCCGUUUUCGCGGACAAGACCGAACCGUCGCUGGCGCUGGCGUCGCGGGUCGGCAACACGUACACGGCGUCUGUGUACGGCGGACUGGCCUCGUACCUGAUGUCGGUGCCGCCCGAACGGCUGGCCGGCAAGAGGAUCGGCGUGUUCUCCUACGGGUCCGGUCUGGCGUCGUCCAUGUACUCGGUCAGGGUGGUCGACAACGGUCUGUCCGUUCUGAUCGGCAACCUGAAGAAGGGCUUCGACCGUCUGGACCAACGGACGCGCCUUACGCCCGAACAGUUCGCGGACGUGCUGGACGUCCGACAGAAGUGCCUGCACCGAGCGCCCUACGUGCCGACCGGCGACAGGGACCGGCUGUUCCCCGGCACGUGGUACCUGUCCCGUAUCGACGAAAUGCGCAGGCGGUACUACGAGAGAAAAGAAUAAUAAUGACAAUUGGCGUCGUCGUCGUUUAGAGUGUCCCGUGGCGAUCAACACUUUUGUUUUAUCGAAUAGUUUCAUUCGCCUUUAUUUUCGUGUGAAUUAUUUACUGAUGUACCAAAUUCGGAUUCAAACGAGUCGAUUCUCAAAAAUCAAAAUAUUUCCAUUUUUUUAAAUUAUAAAUGUCGUCAAUUGUCUUCCAAACCCGUUGUCACGAACCUAUUAUCCUAUGUUAAAUAACUCAAAAAGUUCUUGUUCAAAUUUGUAACAUUUU